Messenger RNA from Symbiodinium sp. CCMP2592, 837 nucleotides. NCBI's taxonomy places the organism in Eukaryota, Dinophyceae, Suessiales, Symbiodiniaceae. The record is from the annotation of a GenBank genome assembly.
AUGGCAUCUAGCCGAGCUCGGCAGAUCCAAUAUGCAGGGCCUGCUUUUGGUCUUCUCGGCCUGGCGAUUGGCUAUACAACGUUGAGCGGUCUUGGUCAGGGACUGCUUUCGUUGCUGGCAGCAUCCUUUUUCUUGGCUGUCAAUAUGAUUCCCGACGAGGCAAACUCGUUGAUGGUUUUGGGCUCCAUCUGCGGCUUGCUGGGAUGCUUCAUGGGCUGUGGGCUGGGUGGAGUUUCGAUGGCAGAUCCGCGAAUGCCCCUCUUCUUUGUGGCCGUCACUCUGUUCCAUGCAACUGAGUUCGCCUUCUCCGUUCUUUGCCACAGCAAGACGAUUGAGUUCCGCUGCUUCCUCCUCGCGCCUGUGCCUGCAGCUGGCUACAGCGUGGCCAUCGUUGCGGCAAUGUGUGAAUUCUGGCUGUGGCGCGCAUCGGGGAUCGCCCUCCCAGGCUUCAUCGUGGGAGGCUUGACCGCGCUGGGUGCAGGGCUUGUCCUUGCUGGCUGGUCGUUGAGGACAGCUGCACUCUUCACUGCGAGAUCAAACUUCACUCACCUUGUCGCCCACUACAAGGAUCCAUCCCACAGACUUGUGCAGCAUGGAGUGUAUGGCUGGUGCAGGCAUCCUGGAUACGUUGGAUGGUUUCUGUGGAGCGUUUCCACCCAGAUGCUUCUGAUCAACCCUGUCUGCAUCUUCUGCUACGCAUGGGUCUCCUUCCGCUUCUUCGCGGGCAGGAUUCCGCACGAAGAGGAGAUGCUGCUACAAUUCUUUGGGGAUGAAUACAUGGCCUACGCGAGAGAGGUACCCUGCGGAAUACCAGGAAUUUCUAGGCUUCGGCAGUGA